Messenger RNA from Camelina sativa (false flax), 1179 nucleotides. RefSeq lists its product as uncharacterized. Lineage: Eukaryota; Viridiplantae; Streptophyta; Magnoliopsida; Brassicales; Brassicaceae. The record is from RefSeq and is a predicted model, not a curated record.
AUGGGUUUGGCUUUGAUCCACAAAUCGGAAAAUAAGAAAAAAAAAAAAAAAAAGGUGUCGUCGAUGAUAUCGAUCAAGGCGGCAUUAAUCUCAACCGGAAUCGCCGCAAUGUCUCUGUUUCUGAAGUACUCUGUUCCAAUCGCAGUGGAUUUCUCCGUAUCGAGAUUCCCGAUCCUUUGGAGUUCGUUUCUCUCGUGGCUGAAACCGCCGUACAUCUUCGUCGCGUCCAACGUCAUAAUCACCAUCAUCAUAGCUUUCUCCAAGUUUCACCAGAGCAUCGAAGAAGACCAGGAGGAAGAAGGUCAUCAAGACGGCGAGAUUUUACACUGUGACGAAUACGAGUCUCAUCAGGUUGACACGAAGGAUGUGAAUCUGGACGCCGAUAUCGAUUUUGCGGUGAGAGUUCCACCGCCGAUCCUCGUGGCGGAGGUGGAGAGAUCGGAGGCUGUGUACGAAGAGAAAGAUGAGGAGAUCAACGGUGGAGAUGAGUUGAAAUCGGAGGUGAAUCAAGUGCUGCCUAAGAUUGAAGAAUCGGAGAAUCUCACUCCGGUUGAGAAACCUCUGGUUUCGGGUAGUUCCGGUUACCGGAAACCGGUUAAAGCGAUCUCGAAAGGCGGUAAUAAAAAGAAGAAGGCGUUGGGAGUGGUGAAACCGAAGCGGCACGAGACGAGUAGUGAGAACACGUGGAAGAUGGUAACGGAGGUGGGUAAGUCAACGUCGUUGACCACUCGUUUCCGGAGAUCCGACACGUUAGGGAACGGAGUCGGCGGCGAUGUGAAACGACCUGUCUUGAGGAAAGCGGAGACGUUUAGGGAUGUGACUAAUCAUCGACAGUCGUCGUCUAUGCAGCCGGUGAAGAUGAAGAUGAAGAAGGAGGUGUCGCCGAGCAGAGAUGAGCUGAAUCGAAGAGUUGAGGCUUUUAUAAAGAAGUGUAAGGAAGAGAGGUUCGAGUCUUUCAGAUUGGAGAAAGAGUUUGUGGCUUAAUUAGAAUGAUGUUGAGAUUAAUUAGCUUUUCGUCUUUAAUUAAUUAUCGUUUUUAAUCUCAAAUUACUUUUUGUAUGAGAAUUUUGACUUUUAAAAAUUUGGCAUUGAGCUCAAUUUGUGCUGGUCUUGUUUUGUUAUUGUUUGAAAUUUUGAAUCUUUUGUAUAAACAAAUGCAGAACAAUGGAAGUUUGAUUA